Molecule: messenger RNA, 2364 nt
Organism: Cryptotermes secundus
Lineage: Eukaryota; Metazoa; Arthropoda; Insecta; Blattodea; Kalotermitidae
Product: leucine-rich repeat transmembrane neuronal protein 4
Exons: 2
Coding region: 605-1939 (444 amino acids)
Cellular component (GO): extracellular matrix
Molecular function (GO): protein binding
Source: RefSeq, a predicted model, not a curated record
UCGAUGUAUACAAAUUGGUAGGGAGGAGGUUAAAUUUCGUUUAGGAAUCGCCAAAAGGAAAUGCGAUAGCUCAGUCGUUAACAGUGAUUUAAGAUAUGGGCUAGAGCAUAUUAGCAGCAGAGGCAUGCCCACCUUUUAGCUACUGGUCACCACAAAUUCUUUAAUAUGGAAUAUGUAAUAUCAGGAGCAUGAUGCCAUAUUUCCACCUACCCACACUGGAAAGGUUAAGAAGGCGUGGAUCUAUAUUCUUACAUCUUCCAUAAUUCUUCAGGACUUUAUGCUUCAUUCAGACAUAGAACUUUCACUAACCAUAUACUUGCCUGCAGGUCAUUUCAUGUAAACUAGGGGCAUAUACAAAUGACAGGUUCAUUCAACAACUUUUAUUGUAAACUACCAACUAUCGAAAUCCACUAAGUAGUUUCUGGGAAAUAUGUGCAGAUAACACAAUUUAUUGAAUAUAGUAAUUUUACUUAUUAUUCUAUGGGUAUGAAACUCAAUGUUUCACAUUCUGGAGAAAACACUUCUUGAAGGUAUUCGACAAGAGAGCUAAGAAGAACAUCUGGACAUGGUGCAGGGGAAGUAACUGGAUGGAGAAAAUUGUACAAUGUGGUUACCUGCAACUCCAAGUUCAGUCACUGGAAGGAUCAACCAUGCUGUGGUAAUUGCAGUUGCAUUACCAAGUGUUCUACCUUUGGUGCUUGCAGAUGUCUUGGUUUGCCCUGAUUCCUGCUGGUGUGACAGUGGUGAUACAAAGUCAAUUGCUGUAUGCUGGGAUCACAAUCUCACUAGAAUCCCUCAAUAUUUUGACAAGCAACUUCAAGAAAUUGCUCUAAUGUUCAACAGUAUCACCGUAAUAAAUGACUAUGCUUUUCAUGGACUUUCAAACGUCUCAAUUAUGUUAUUGCAAUAUAAUGGCAUUAGAGAAGUUCAUGAACAGGCUUUUGAUGGUCUAGUCAAUUUGACAUAUUUGGAUUUAUCACAUAACAAGAUUGUAAAGAUACCACCAACAGUUAUUCGGAACAAUGAAAAGCUGGAUUUUUUGUACUUAAACCAUAACGAGAUAUCAAUAUUAGGGCCAUUUUUAUUCUCUGUAUCACUUUCUGUCCUGGAUAUAUCAUUCUGCAAAAUAACAUUUCUACCACAUGACGCUUUCAUUGGGACUCCAAAUUUAAUGAAACUGAAAAUAAAUGAUAAUCAUAUUACUGAGUUUGAAAUAUAUGCCUUUCGUGGGCUCAGAAAACUGGAGGCCUUGAAUUGUGGAAAUAAUUUAAUAAAAGGCUUAAAUUCAAAUUUGUUUUUUGGUUUGGAUGAUCUGAAGUAUGUAGACUUCUCCAAUAACAGUAUUUCAGUCAUAUCACCACGGUUAUUUGCAUAUAAUAGAAAAUUGCGAUAUCUGUUCCUGAAGAAUAACAGUUUAUCAAUACCUAACACAGGACCAAUCCUUAUAUCCGAAUCUCUCUCUCAUCUUGAUAUUUCAUUCUGCAACAUAACAUCCAUAUCGUCUGAGGCUUUCAUUAAUCUUACCAAUUUAACUUCAUUACGAAUGAUUGGAAACCCAUUAAGGCACUUGAAUACAAAAGCAAUGGAACCACUGAAUAAACUACAGGUAAUUUUGUUUGGUCCAGAUGCUAGUUGCAGUGAAUCAUCUCUCAAAAAUAUAUUUAAAUAUUUCCAACAGAAAUCUGUUUCAUAUUAUGCUCCUCCUCUGUGCAGUAUAGAUUCUGCUGUAACUAAACCAACGAUCUUUUACUCAUCACACCCAUCACCUACUAUGCCUCCUAGUCAAAUUCUGCAAACCAACAUUUCUGAUAUAAUAUUCCAUAGCAAACACCCACCGUCAAUCAGUAAUUCAUCACAACUGAAAGUACUUGUCCAUGUCACACAUGAACACACAAUCCUUAUAUUAGCAGUCUCUUGUAUUCUCAAAAUCUGUAGAUGAAAUGCAAAUUUCAUGGACUAAUCUUCGAGAUAAUGACAAAACGUUGCAGCAGCUAAUAUCUACUUAACCCUCAGAAGACUUCUUUAGAUGAUAAACCCACCUGCCUCUGUAGCUACAUUUAAAAUGGGAGGAAGUCCCUGCUGUUGCAACACUCUUAUUUUUGGAUAUUCUUUGGUGUAUAUUGAUAAAUAAAAUGCAUUAGUUUGUCAAAGCACUGGGACAGCUCAGUUGGUAUGGUAACUAGGCUAUUAGCUUGAUAACAGGGGAAUUAUGGUUUGAUUCCUGGCAGAAACAAGAGAUUUCCGUCUUCUGCACACUCUCCAGAAUUGCCCUGAAGCUCACCCAGUCUCAUGUCAAUGGGUACCAGGGGCUCCUUCCACAGAGGGUAAAGCAGCUGAAGUGUGAAGCUGACUACUCACCUCCAC